This is a messenger RNA of Vigna umbellata (rice bean), 613 nucleotides long. Lineage: Eukaryota; Viridiplantae; Streptophyta; Magnoliopsida; Fabales; Fabaceae. The record is from RefSeq and is a predicted model, not a curated record.
AUGACGCGUGGCACUAUUAGUGUCAUGAAGUGUCGCACGUCACUAUGUUGGUUUCAAGAAGGAGAGAAGGUGUUGACGGGACCUGAGCUUAUUCAGCAGACGACUGAGAAGGUGAAGUUGAUCCAAGAGAGGUUGAAGACGUCAAGGAGUCGGCAGAAGUCGUAUGCAGACAAGAGGAGAAGGCCUUUGGAAUUCGCUGCAGGAGAUCAUGACUUUCUUAGACUGAACCCGACCACUGGAGUAGGCAGAGCCGUUCAACCUAAGAAGUUAUCCCCCAAGUUCGUCGGACCUUAUCAAAUCUUGAGGAAGAUUGGACCAGUGGCGUACGAGUUAUCCUUGCCUCCUCAACUGUCUAAUCUUCAUCCAGUCUUCUACGUUUCCCAACUCCGGAAGUACAUAACUGACCCUUCCCACAUACUGGAGUUAGAGGGCGUUCGUCUUCAUCAAGAUCGAACGUUGGAGAUGCAAUCGGUUCGCGUUGAAGACAGCCGCACCAAGUACUACAAGAGGAAAGCCAUCCGUUUGGUGAAAGUGGUCUGGGACGAGAAGAUUGACGACUCUACAUGGGAAGUGGAGGAUGCCAUGAGGGACUUGUAUCCCCAUCUGUUUACGG